Conger conger (European conger) is the source of this 5094-nucleotide messenger RNA. Its product is annotated as peripheral plasma membrane protein CASK-like. Lineage: Eukaryota; Metazoa; Chordata; Actinopteri; Anguilliformes; Congridae. Gene Ontology annotation, cellular component: cell-cell junction; basolateral plasma membrane; plasma membrane. The transcript is spliced from 28 exons. Gene Ontology annotation, biological process: protein phosphorylation; regulation of neurotransmitter secretion. Gene Ontology annotation, molecular function: ATP binding; protein kinase activity; signaling receptor binding. The record is from RefSeq and is a predicted model, not a curated record. The coding region runs from base 869 to 3691 and encodes 940 amino acids.
CUCAAACCUCCACGUUCUGUGUUGCAGCAAUCGGGGGCGAAUGCGACCGCGCACAGACGGAGCCAUUAUGGCGCUGAGCGCACCAGUUUCGUAACCUUGGAGGAGGGAGGAGUCUCUGGCGUUUCUGGAAGCUGGAACGGUAGCGGAGCGACGGGGGAAGAGGGGGGAAUCUAGAGCAACGGUGAAGAUAGCUUCAGCAGCAUCUGAGAUCCAUUUUAAUAGUAUCGGAGGCAAGGCACGCCUGAGCGCAGCAAGUCUUGGCUUUGGGCGAGGAAAUAAACAGACAUGAGGGCUUUAUAAAGCGGGGACCAGCUGAGCAGCUUCUGCGUGAGUUCGUUUUUCGAACAUGCAUGGGCUAUUUCUAGUGCAAUAUUGAUGUUAUUUCAAUACAUCUGAAUCUAGCUAACCGGUUAAAUAUAGAGCAUCGACCGGAGCAUCACAGGUGUAGUUAUUAUUUGAGGAAACGUAUAUCGAUCCAGCAAUAGAAACAACACAGACUCUGCACAGGACUGAGGCGGGCGUUUAAUAAACGUUUGAAAAUCACUGCUUUCUGGCAACGGAGGAUUAAGGAGCCGGGAGACGAGGAGAAGGUGGGGCUGGGGACCCGGAGAAAAACGGACAAAAUAGGAAUAGCUAGCCAGCUUGCUUGCUAGCUACACCUCCGGCAGUGCUUUUGAGGGGACCGAGGGGAAAGCAAGAAUUCUCCGCCUAUUGGAAUUUGGAGAGCUUACAAAAAGACCAUUUGGUUGAUCUCCCUCCCCCCAUACGAGGACCAGGGCUAGCUGUAUAUUUUGGCCCUUUUGUUUGAUCUAAAAUAUAACGUUUUGGACGGAUUGCCCGGGGAUACUUUCCCCAUUCUUGCUGGACCAUGGCCGACGACGACGUUUUGUUUGAAGACGUAUACGAGCUCUGCGAGGUGAUCGGAAAGGGGCCUUUCAGUGUGGUGCGGAGAUGUAUAAACAGAGAAACGGGGCAGCAGUUUGCUGUCAAAAUAGUGGAUGUGGCCAAGUUCACCUCCAGUCCCGGACUCAGCACAGAGGACCUGAAGAGGGAGGCCAGCAUAUGCCACAUGCUCAAACACCCCCACAUCGUGGAGCUGCUGGAGACGUACAGCUCUGACGGGAUGCUCUACAUGGUCUUCGAGUUUAUGGACGGAGCAGACCUUUGCUUUGAGAUCGUGAAGAGGGCGGACGCUGGUUUCGUCUACAGCGAGGCAGUCGCCAGCCACUACAUGCGUCAGAUCCUCGAGGCGCUGCGCUAUUGCCAUGACAACAACGUCAUUCAUCGGGAUGUCAAGCCUCACUGUGUGCUCCUGGCUUCCAAAGAGAACUCUGCCCCGGUGAAGCUGGGUGGGUUUGGCGUGGCCAUCCAGCUGGGAGAGUCCGGUCUUGUGGCUGGAGGCCGCGUGGGCACGCCGCACUUCAUGGCCCCGGAGGUGGUGAAGCGGGAGCCGUACGGGAAGCCGGUGGACGUCUGGGGCUGCGGGGUCAUCCUCUUCAUCCUGCUCAGCGGCUGCCUGCCCUUCUACGGCACCAAGGAGCGGCUGUUCGAAGCCAUAAUCAAGGGCCGCUACAAGGUAAUGAACCCGCGCCAGUGGAGCCACAUCUCGGAGAGCGCCAAGGACCUGGUGCGCCGCAUGCUGAUGCUGGACCCCGCCGAGAGGAUCACCGUGUACGAGGCCCUCAACCACCCCUGGCUGAAGGAGAGGGACCGCUACGCCUACAAGAUCCACCUCCCGGAGACGGUGGAGCAGCUGAGGAAGUUCAACGCCCGGAGGAAGCUCAAGGGGGCAGUGCUAGCUGCCGUCUCCAGCCACAAGUUCAACUCCUUUUAUGGAGACCCACCUGAGGAGCUCCCUGACUACUCUGAAGACCCUACCUCCUCAGGACUGUUCGCUGUAGAAAGGGCAGUCUCACAGGUGCUGGACAGUCUGGAGGAGAUCCACGCUCUGACUGACUGCAGUGAGAAGGACCUGGACUUCCUGCACAGCGUCUUCCAGGACCAGCACCUCCACACCCUGCUGGAUCUGUACGACAAGAUCAACACCAAGUCCUCCCCGCAAAUACGGAACCCCCCCAGCGACGCAGUGCAGAGAGCCAAAGAGGUACUGGAAGAGGUUUCCUGUUACCCCGAGAACAACGACGCUAAAGACCUGAGACGCAUCCUCACGCAACCCCAUUUUAUGGCCUUACUGCAGACCCACGAUGUGGUGGCUCACGAGGUGUACAGUGACGAGGCUCUGCGGGUGACGCCCCCCCCCACCUCGCCCUACCUGAACGGGGACUCGCCCGAGAGCGCCAGCGGGGACAUGGACCUGGAGAACGUCACGCGUGUGCGGCUGGUGCAGUUCCAGAAGAACACCGACGAGCCCAUGGGCAUCACUCUGAAGAUGAACGAUCUGAACCACUGUAUCGUGGCACGAAUAAUGCACGGGGGCAUGAUUCACAGACAAGGAACGCUGCACGUGGGAGACGAGAUCCGGGAGAUCAACGGGAUCAGCGUGGCCAACCAAACGGUGGAGCAGCUGCAGAAGAUGCUGAGGGAGAUGAGGGGCAGCAUCACCUUUAAGAUCGUCCCGAGCUACCGCACACAGUCUGUGUCCUCUGAGAAAGAGUCCCCUUCCACCUCCAGACAGUCCCCGGCUAACGGCCACACCAGCAUUACCAGUUCCAUCUUGGACCUGCCAGCAACCAUUCAGCCCAAAGGAAGACAGAUCUCCGGACCUACAAUCAAGGCUAAAAUGCCCCUGAAGAUCUACGUCAGAGCGCAGUUUGAGUACGACCCAGCCAAAGAUGACCUCAUCCCCUGCAAAGAGGCGGGAAUCCGCUUCAGGGUGGGCGACAUCAUCCAGAUCAUCAGCAAGGACGACCACAACUGGUGGCAGGGCAAGCUGGAGAACACCAAGAACGGCACGGCUGGGCUGAUCCCCUCCCCUGAGCUGCAGGAGUGGCGUGUGGCCUGUAUAGCGAUGGAGAAGACCAAGCAGGAGCAGCAGGCCAGCUGUACCUGGUUUGGGAAGAAGAAGAGGCAAUGCAAAGAUAAAUACCUGGCCAAGCACAACGCAGUGUUCGACCAACUAGAUCUCGUCACGUACGAAGAAGUAGUGAAACUGCCAGCAUUCAAGAGGAAAACGCUAGUCCUGUUAGGAGCCCAUGGUGUGGGCAGAAGACACAUCAAGAACACACUCAUCACGAAGCACCCCGACAGAUUCGCGUACCCCAUUCCACACACGACCAGACCUCCGAAGAAGGACGAGGAGAACGGGAAGAACUACUACUUCGUAUCGCACGACCAAAUGAUGCAGGACAUCUCCAACAACGACUACUUGGAGUACGGGAGUCACGAGGACGCCAUGUACGGCACGCGGCUGGAGACCAUCCGCAAGAUCCACCAGCAGGGCCUCGUCUCCAUCCUGGACGUGGAGCCUCAGGCGCUGAAAGUCCUGCGCACAGCUGAGUUUGCACCAUACGUUGUCUUCAUCGCUGCUCCAACUAUAACCCCUGGCAUCAAUGAGGACGAGUCCCUGCAGCGGCUCCAGAAGGAGUCGGAGGUCCUGCAGAAGACGUACGCGCACUACUUCGACCAGACCGUCAUCAACAACGAGAUCGACGAGACCAUCAGACACCUGGAGGAGGCCAUCGACCUGGUGUGCACCACCGGCCAAUGGGUGCCCGUCUCGUGGGUCUACUAGCCCCGCCCCCCCCCCGCCGCCCCGCCCUCCUCCAGCAGUCCUCCCGCUGUCCUGCCCCCCCCACCCCCCCCCCAACUCCUUCCUUUGCAAGGCAUCUCUGCUGAAACUUCAUCAUUCCCCCCCGGGAGAGAAAAAAACGACAGCCUCAGACACUCUGAAUCCUCGGUGUACACGAACUGCCACCCAGUCCGCCUCGGGGGCCGCCCCCCUACAGACUACCUUGCCGUAGUGUUGUAUAAAAAAAAUUAAAAAAAAAAAAAAAAAAAAACAUAAAUAACUAAAUGAGUAAAUAUUGUCCUGUCCGUAUAGCUAGGAGGCAACACUUCAUAGACUUGUUCUUAAAGAGGCAGUAUCCCAGCCGGGCCGGCUGUGUGGAGCGGGACGGAGACGCGUGGAUAAUCAGUCCGCAGCGAUGCACUCUGCCCCCGCUGUGUGCCGUGUCUUUGCAGGUAUUGUGCUUCUCAGUCCAGCUUCUCUCCGCCUGGACCCCUAUAGAGAGAAGGAAAGCACAUAAACGCCGCAUAGUUCCCCCCUAUUGCGCCUUCUAUUUAUUUAAUCAAACCGCGAUGCACUGCAAUCACCUCUUUCUCUCCCCUUUCUCUCCGCCUCUCUCUCUAGCUCUUUCACUCUUUCUCUCUGCCUCUCACUCCGUCUUUGGUCUCUUUUUACCCGUCUCCCUCUCACCUGACACAUUGGCCCCCACUUCAGUGUAAGAUUUCUCGUUUACAUUUCUGAGUUUGCACAGAGGCCAAUACCUCCUCCGUUCUCCACAGAUACUGUCUCUCUAAACGAACACGGAAAUGUCUCAGAGAUUUGAACGAGGUCUCUUGCAUGUGGACAUUCUCGAGCUUACGUGCUGUCAGUGUCCGACUACUGUUAUCUGCAGCACAGCACAGCACAUCCCGUUUGGUUGGAAGACAAAAAGAAAAAACACGGAACAAGGGAGGAGAAAAUAAAAAAAAAUAACACCUAUGCACUUCCCUUGCGUUUUGGGUGACCUUUGAAAAACGACCAGUUCAACCCUGUAGUGAGAUGUGUUUGUAAAUUGUCUCAAUUUAAUUUGUUGUAAGACAAAGGAGGGGGGAAUGCAAUCUAUUCCAGAUUCACCAUUUCAGAAACGUGUUGUCUGAGAGUAUUAAUGUUUUAAUUAAGUUUAAUCAAAGGAGGAAAAAAAAAAUGCUGAUUUUUAUUCUGUGUGUAAUUGUUUCAAAAAAAGAGGUGCACAUUUUGCAAGUGAAACACCUUGCAGAUGAAGAACCAGUCUGUGCAUCAAAGAAGCUAUGUACAUGAAAAACCGUUUACUUCAAACUGCCCUGUGUAAAUUCUUCUGCAAAUGACAAAGCAGUUCUUCAGUAUGAACAGUUUUUUAAAUAUAUUUCCUUUUAUGUGUUCAAACAGUAAAA